AUUUAACAAAAAUCCCGUAAGAUGACAACUGCCGCUCUGGAUAAUUGCUAUGUUAGGGUGAAACCCUCAAAGGCUUUGUCCGAUUACAUAAGCAGCAUUGGAAGUGUGAGUGAUAUGCCCAAGAAUAUUUUGAGUUUCAAGUCUGCGAAAGAAUCUGAAGUGUCGUUUGUUAGAUGGGAACACAAGGUGUUAAUUAAUCCCACUGAUAAGGAGUUUAUUGAAACCCUUUGUAUGGAAGAUGAUAAAGAUGAUUAUGUGGUUGAAGAAAAGCCUGUUGAAGGGGAGGAGUCCAAAAAAUUCCUGUUACUGGAAGAUUUGCAUUGGCUUAAGGAGUUUAUCGACUCAGAGAACGCAAAGACCGGUGAGAAGGUGUACUUUCACGAGCUGUUCGAGGGAUCCAACCUGGUGCUACCCGAGAACAAGGAGGUGCCGCGCAAUCCGGAACUGGAGAAGCGUUGCAUCAAGUUGAAAGCCCAGCAGGAGAACAGGGUCUACAAGGCAAUGACCAAGAACAUCGACAACGUACGGAUGAGGCAUCCGGAAGACACCAUCGCAUACCAGGUGAAGCAGAUCAACAGUCAGCUGAUCGCGAUCUUCCAGUUCAUCGUGUCCGUGCUCGCGGGCUUUGCGUUCGGCUUCAUUGGCAUCGAGGUGUUCGUUGGUAGCCUGGACUUUGGCUUCCGCCUGCUGCUUGGCAUUAUGUCUGCAUUGAUCGUCGCCCUCGCAGAGCUCUAUUUCCUCGCUAAGAAGCUCAACGAAGACCUCGAGUUCGAGACGAAGAUCAAAGAGAAAGUCAAUUAGAGAUGUCGCGCCACACCCAAAAUAAUUAGCAAAUAUUGAUUACAAUUUUAUAUGUAUUCCCAGAAGAAAAUAUCUCGAGCGCGCGCUUUGAAUACGUGAGUACCACUCGUGACGUUUUUGGAAAGCUUUGGGCCUUCUUCAUUAUGAUUUUAUUAUUUGUUUUGUUUUUAUUUUCCAAAAUUCAUUACUCAUUCCACAGCUACAGUCUCAGAACUCCAUAACAGUCGAACGAUUAUAAAAUAAAACUUGUCGAUCAAUAGCUGGAAGUGUCCAACUUGCAAUCACCGCAUUCGUCCUGUACCGCUUAACUUUUCUAACCGGAGGUUAAGUUAUAUGACCAAGGUCGAAUGUUAAACCGAACAGGAAUGUGUCAUUGACAAGACUGAUGUUUUUUUUUUCAAUUUUGUUGGGCGUGAUUAUCACUCGCUUUUAUAAUUCUAAGGGUUUUAUACAGUGCUCAUUGUUCAUUAUUUUAACUGUACCUUAGGAUUCAAAGAAACGCUUUAUUGAUUAUACAAAACCUUUUUGGUUAUCUUUAUACACACACAUAUAUAUAUUGUUAUUUAAUAU
Messenger RNA from Nicrophorus vespilloides, 1371 nucleotides. RefSeq names its product transmembrane protein 199. Gene Ontology annotation, biological process: vacuolar proton-transporting V-type ATPase complex assembly. The record is from RefSeq and is a predicted model, not a curated record. Gene Ontology annotation, cellular component: endomembrane system. Lineage: Eukaryota; Metazoa; Arthropoda; Insecta; Coleoptera; Silphidae. The transcript has a single exon. The coding region runs from base 22 to 801 and encodes 259 amino acids.